AUGUCUCAGAGCGAGAGCAGCAAAACAGCGCGCGUUUCGAAACAGCUGACUGAUCUGAUCGAGGAGGUGAGGAGUAUUCGACUACCGUCAAGCGAGUCGGAGGAUGGCAGUCCCGACAAUGACUCCAACCUCCUCCAUCAAAUACAACAGAUGAUCAAGACACUAGACCAAGCAGGCUACCCGCGCGAGUCGGGCGCCUUCGCCGACGUCCUCUCCAUCUGCACAGCACCAAAACAGCUGGGCGGGUUAGGGCUGCAUCCGGACGAAAACAUCACGGCAGAACAGAGAUCAGAGAUCCAGUUCCUGCUGUCCGCCUGGCUGGAGUCUCUCAAUUCUGCGGAUCGCGCAAAGGCCCGUCCCCGACCUUUGGCCUGCCGUCCCCCCGGACGCAGAGCGAUGACCCUGUCAGAGAAGAUCUUCGCUAUGCAUGAUAUUGACCAGAAGGGAUAUGUCGAGCCGGGACAGAUGAUCCGUGUGGAUGUCGAUUGGGUCAUUGCCUCGGAGGCUUCGUGGGCGGGCAUGGAGCGCACAUACGACCAGCUUGGGAAACCGGGAAUCUUCCGCAACGACCGGUUCUGGCUGGCGGGGGAUCAUGUCGUGGAUCCUCGAGUCAAGGAUCACCCUCAGAUUAAACGAUUGAUCGAUGCUAGUGAGAGAGCGAAGCAUGUCUUCAAAAUGACUGAGUAUCAGGGCAUGAAUUAUACAAUCAUGCAUACCGAAUUCUACCGCGAACGAGCACAACCAGGCAUGCUCAUCAUCGGUUCCGACUCUCACACCUGCUCGUCCGGAGCAUUAGGCUGUCUGGCCAUCGGCCUCGGAGCAGCAGACGUGACCAUGCCGCUCGUCACGGGGGAGACAUGGUUCAAAGUGCCUGAAUGCGUCAACAUCCGUCUCGUUGGCACCCCUCGUCCAGGCGUCGGCGGCAAGGACGUCAUCCUGUACAUUCUGAAGGAGCUGAAAAGGAACACGGUUGCCGCGGACAGAGUGGUCGAGUUCACCGGUCCUGGACUGCAGUAUCUCUCGUGUGAUGCGCGAUUCGCCAUAUCGAACAUGACCACCGAAUUCGGUGGAAUCACAGGCAUUUUCGUCCCGGACGAAAUCACAUACAACUUCAUCAACCGCCGGCGACACCCGCGCUACAAAAACGCAGCGACAUACUUCCUCCCAGACGCAGACGCGCAGUACGCAGAAACGCACGAGAUCGAUCUCUCCAACGUAUGCUCGUUUGUCGCCCGAUACCCGAACCCAGACGACGUGAUUCCGGUGACCGAAUUCGAGGGUCUGCAGCUAGACGGUUGCUUCAUCGGGGCGUGCACGACGGCGGAAGAAGACCUCAUCCUGGCAGCGUUGGUCCUGCAAGUGGGCAUGGAGAAGAAAAGGCUGAAACCUGUAAAAAGGGGCAAGAGGAAAGUCGUGCCCGGCUCGCUGCCCAUCCUCCAGCGACUGCAGGAGCUGGGGCUCACAGACGUCUACGAGAAGGCCGGGUUUGAGAUUGGCGUGCCCGGUUGCAGUUACUGUGUUGGCUCGAUUGGACACAUUUCAUCCGCAGCAACCGUCGCGGCGUCGUCGUUUGAGAUGAAGAUCACCGAUCCGCAGCCAUUGAUCGAUGGCGUUGAUAUCGAGCUGUGGAACCGUCUCAAAAGUUUUUCGACCCGUCCAGCGGCAGUGACGGAGAAAAAUGACAGUACCAACGGUCCAGUCUAUGUUGAACCCAGUGGAUCGCCAGAUGAGAGUGCUCCGGCAUCAACUUCUUUUGUACCUGUAUCUGCAGACAACAACAGCAAUGUACCAGAAGUUCCUACAACUUCCACCACGUCGAACAUCAUCAAAGGCAAAGUGCAGCGGUUAGGGGACUUUAUAGACACCGAUGCGCUCGCCCCAGCACAAUUCCUCGUGAGCUCGCGCACAAACGAAGCAAUCGGCGCGCACUGUCUGGAGUACACACAUCCCUCUUUCCGAGCCAGAGUGAAAGAAGGAUUCGACGUCGUCGUCGCGGGGAAAGCGUUUGGUUGUGGCUCGUCGCGCGAGCAGGCGGUUUCUGCUUUGUUGGGUGGGAACAAUCCACCCCAGAACUACCCAUCAAGCUGCGGAGUCCGCUGCGUCAUCGCCAAAUCCUUCGCGUUCAUCUUCGCCCGCAACGCGCCCAACCUGGGCCUGUUGGCGCUCACCAUCACGGACGAGGCAUUCUACGACGCGGCGCAGGACGCGGUGGACAUUAGCGUCGAUCUCGCUGCCAGGAGGGUAACAGUAGACGGAAAAGAGUCUUUUGGCUUCCAGCUCAGCCAGAUGGAACGCGAACUCAUCGCCAAUGGCGGCAUUGCCUCGGCGUUUAAUAGGUUUGGUAAGAAGCUUUUCCAGGUCAUGUGUGCGCCUAAGAACUUGCGUAGGGAAGAUGGGGUGCAGCAGCAGCAGGAGGAACAGGAUAAAAAGUCUCUGCAGUGGUAG
Messenger RNA from Rasamsonia emersonii CBS 393.64, 2445 nucleotides. RefSeq lists its product as uncharacterized. The transcript has 8 exons. Bases 1 to 2445 code for a protein of 814 amino acids. Lineage: Eukaryota; Fungi; Ascomycota; Eurotiomycetes; Eurotiales; Trichocomaceae. The record is from RefSeq and is a predicted model, not a curated record. Gene Ontology annotation, molecular function: hydro-lyase activity.